Stegostoma tigrinum is the source of this 2979-nucleotide messenger RNA. Its product is annotated as E3 ubiquitin-protein ligase TRIM39-like. The coding region runs from base 90 to 632 and encodes 180 amino acids. The transcript has 4 exons. Lineage: Eukaryota; Metazoa; Chordata; Chondrichthyes; Orectolobiformes; Stegostomatidae. The record is from RefSeq and is a predicted model, not a curated record. Gene Ontology annotation, molecular function: protein binding.
CUCACAGCCAGAACCUCAACCUGAGCUACAAAUCUUCUCAAAACUCGUUAGAAUACGAGCAGCUUCUCCAUCAAUUAGAGUGGGACAAGAUGCUGAGAUGCGUAGCUUCAGUCACCCUGGACCCCGACACGGCGAACGGAAACCUGGACAUGUCGCUGGAUCACCUGGAGGUGAAAGACGGUGGCGGGUGGCGCAACGUCACGGAGAACCCGAAACGCUUCGAGCGGUACCCGUUCGUCGUGGCCAGCGAAGGCUUCCAGUCGGGAAAGCAUUACUGGGAGGUGGAGGUGGGAGAGUCCAACAACUGGGACCUGGGCGUGGCCCGGGGCUCAGUGAGACGGAGCGGGCGCAUCGACCUGGACGAAGAGAACGGAUACUGGGUCGUCGGGCGCUACUGGGACAAGUAUGAGGUGAAAAAUGCGGAGAAGACGGAGCUGAUCCUCAGCGAGAAGCCCAUAAAGAUCGGGAUUUUCCUCAACUGGGAGGAAGGGUUGGUUUCGUUCCACAACGCAGACACGAAAAGCCAGCUCCACGUCUUCAGGACGCACUUUGAGGAGGAGAUCUUUCCCUUCUUCUGCCCUUGGCGGUCUCAAGAGCCAUUGAGAAUCACUCCUGUUACGCUGGAGAGCUGACCAUGAACUCUCCUUGAAGCGCAGGGGCAGAGGUGGGCAGCCUAGAGGCCUACUGUCCAUCACUUCCAUGUCCGUUAGAAACACAUACCCAACAAUUCUCAUCCCACUUUUCAGCUCUUGGCCAUGUAUGACUUAGCAGCGCAAGUGCAGGAGGUCAGAUGUCAACAUCUGUUCCCCUUUUUGUUUGUGAUGUUCCCCCUCUGAACAGCCUGAUGUUUCCUGAUUGUCUUCUGUCUGAUAUCCAGGAGCGAUUAACCAUGGCGACUGUUUUAUUUCACCUGUUUGUACCAGAGGCAAACUGAACAAAACAUUCAUUCCCUCAGUUUUAUAUCAGCUCAUCCUUCAGGAAAUGUGAAAUUAAAUCUGUUCGUUUCAUUUUUGUUUUGCUGUUUCUCUUCAGUUGUAACAGCAAAUGCUGAUUGGAACAACUGGACUCAGCACAUGGUGUUGCCCUGAAAGUGUGUAGCCAUGAAUUUACGGGUUUAAGUAUAACACAAGGAAACUUCUUCACUCUCCUACCCCGCUGUCUGUCCUGACUCCCACGCCUCUGCUCUCCUGACUCAUGUUUGGAAGAUUGUGUUGAGAAGGUGGGACAAGUAACUUAUGUUUCCAAUUUCGACUUACUCACAGGAUACUGGGAGGUGCCUUCAUUCAAGAUAGAUGGAAAUUUCAGCUUUUGUAACCCCGAAUGGACUGUACCAGUUUAAAGUCAUGCCAUUCAGUAAGAAGAAUACACUAACCAUAUCUUAAGGACUAACCAAUAAGGUCAUUUCCAGAUUACCCAAGUGUACAUCGACCUGAUGGGUUUUAGUCACACAUGGUGGGAACAUUUGCAGCAUCUAGCAGAAUUGUUUAAUUGUCUUUGGGAGGUGGGCUCGGUGAUAAAGCUGACUAACAGUGAGUUUGCAAAAGCCCAAGUCACAUUUCCUCACCCUACCCUUGGACAAGGACAGAAGGCCCCUUGGAAUGUGAAAAUAAAGGCCAUUGGGAGAGUUUCCCGUACCAUCGACGAAGAGGGCAUUGUUACAAUUGCUGGGGUUAGUGAAAAUUUUAAUACAAAUCUGUCCUGAAUUUUAGCAGUGUUGUUGCUCCACUGACUGACCUAUUGAAGAAGUGCAGAAAAUCUCAGGGGAUGGGAGAAUGUCAGAAAAGCCUGAAAGCAGAGUUGACCUUCUCCCUGAUCUCAGCCACUCCCAAUUACACAAAAGCCAUUCAAGCAGCUAUUAAUGUGAGUGAUUUGGCUGUUGGUGCUGUACUUUUUUCCAGAAGAUGACAAGUGUCCUGAAUAUUCAUCAAAAGAAAUAUUCCACCGUUCAGAAAGAGACCUUGAGUUUGGUGCUGGCAUUGCUUAUAAUAUAAAUGUUGUAAUGUACCGGAGACAAUUGUGUCUACUGAACAUAAACCCUUAAUAUUUUUGGAAAACAUUGAAGGUACCAGCCUGACAAAAAGAAGUUUAUUAUUACAGCCGUUUACCUCAAAAAUUAUGCACAUGACAGGAUGAGAGAACGUAAUUGGCCAUGUGUUGUCAUAACUUUGAAGAAAGGUUGAGGUGUUCAGUGACAGAGGAAACUGGGCCAUUUUAUUGAACAUUUUACAUACUUAAAGUUAAUGCAAUGUAUAUGUAUACUGAUGACAUGAGACUGACAUCUUUGAAAAUGAAGUCAACUUUGCAUAUCGUGGUUCAUUUUUUUUGAGGGGGGAGGGUGUGACGAUACUGUGCCUUUAGGCGAUAUGUCCUGUGCUGUAUCCCUUACAGAGGGGUGGUGUCACAAUGUUGCUGAAAUGCAUCAUUUAGAUGUGGAGUUGGUGAACAGCUUUGAGUUCGACCCUGUAUUUUUAUAUCGAGUAAGGCCAAAGAUUCAUGAGUGAGUGGACUCACUCUCACACAGACAUAGCCAGCUUUAGUUUGGCUUUCAGUUAGCUCAGUAGGUUUUUGCUCAGGCUGAAAGCUUGAGUUCUCUGCUGCUAGGUUUCCUGCACUGGGGUAGAAGCCAAAUUCCUCAAAUGGAUCACAGCACAUUAACAAUGCUAGAUAAUAAAGUGUGAAGCUGGAUGAACACAGCAGGCCAAGCAGCAUCUCAGGAGCACAAAAGCUGACGUUUCGGGCCUAAACCCUUCAUCAGAGAGGGGUAUGGGGUGAGGGUUCUGGAAUAAAUAGGGAGACAGGGAGGCAGACCGAAGAUGGAGAGAAAAAAAGAUAGGUGGAGAGGAGAGUGUAGGUGAGGAGAUAGGGAGGGGAUAGGUCAGCCCAGGGAAGACGGACAGGUCAAGGAGGCGGGAUGAGGUGGUAGGUAGGAAUUGGAGGUGCGGCUUGAGGUGGGAGGCAGGGAUGGGCGAGAAGAAGAAC